This is a messenger RNA of Schistocerca cancellata (South American locust), 450 nucleotides long. RefSeq lists its product as uncharacterized. Lineage: Eukaryota; Metazoa; Arthropoda; Insecta; Orthoptera; Acrididae. The coding region runs from base 1 to 450 and encodes 149 amino acids. The transcript has a single exon. The record is from RefSeq and is a predicted model, not a curated record.
AUGUGGGCUGCCACCUACCCACUUUAUGCUACAUUUAGGAGCAAUCAUACAGACUUGACACAGAAAAUGUCGGGUUAUGGAGUGAUAGUAGAGGAAAGUACGAUAUUUAGCCUGCAUUUUGCAGAUGACCAGAUUGUACUAGCAAAAGAUGAAAAUGAUCUGACCUAUAUGAUAAGAAAGUUUAAAGAGGAAUACAAUAAGGCUGGUCUGAAGAUGAACAUGAAAAAGUGUGACUACUUGGCUGCUGGAACGGAAAACGUAAAUAAUUUGGAGGUAGAUGGAGAAGCAAUUGUAGGUGUGGAAAAGGCAAAAUUUCUUGGGGUAUUAUUUAAUAAUCAGGACUCAAGCAAUGAUGAAAUCACUAGUAGGUUCAAUAAGGGACGAGCUGUAACAAGGCCAAUAAAUUCUGUUCCACACAAAAAAAAGAACACUGAAGAAGAGAAUAUAUGA